Dentiscutata heterogama is the source of this 1225-nucleotide messenger RNA. The record is from the annotation of a GenBank genome assembly. Lineage: Eukaryota; Fungi; Glomeromycota; Glomeromycetes; Diversisporales; Gigasporaceae.
AUGGAUGAAAAACUUGACGCUAGCUUGGAUGAAGUUAUUAAUAAUGAUGAUAAUUAUGAUAAAAAACCUGACCACGAUAUUAACUUGAAUGAUGACGAUUAUGUCGAAGUUGAUGAGGAUUUUAUUAAAAAACAUAUCAAUUAUGAAUAUGUACUUAGGGAAUUAGACCGCAUGUUAAUUCCUAUGGACUAUCAUAUAGAAAAUGAGCAAGCAAAAAACGAUUUAAAAGAAAAAAUCGAUAAUCAUAAGAAACUUAACUUUUUUCAAAAAGAUUUUUUGAAGUCUUCUGUUGAUGAAAUGUAUGAUAAACAAAUGGCUUCCCACACAAUUUAUGAUAAUGAAUAUGGUUUCACCAAAAAUAUCGACAAGAGAGAAUGUGAAAAUUGUAAUGAAGUGCAUUUAGCAUUACAAUUUUGUGAACAUUGUAUUCGAAAGUAUCUGAAAGAUAAUUUCCCCAAUUGGACAUCCGGAAAUAAAUACAUUGACGGAUGGAUUCAAGAGCUUCAACAAAACGCAACAGAACCAGGAUCAAUUCUUGAAUGGAUAGACUAUGAUAAUUUUAUUGAUGUCGAAGAGAUGACCGAUUGUAAGGGAGGAUGUGCAACAAUUUAUUCAGCAAUGUGGAAAGAUGGAAUUUUUGAAAGAUGGGAUCGUUUGAAUAAAAGGCUUGUAAGAUCUGAACCUGUAAAGGUGAUUCUUAAAUCCCCAAAUAAUGCAGAUGAAAGAUGGUUACGCGAGAGUUUUAUGCUUGUUUUGCUUCGUAUGAAAUGGAAUCUAAGAAAUUUUUUAGACUCAGAAGAAUUUUUAGGACAAUCUGAAGAUAAAAAAUUGAUUCAAAAGAUUAAAAUUCUGUACGAAAUUGCAUCUAGCAUUCAACAAAUUCAUGACUUGACAAUGUUUCAUGGAGAUUUGCAUCCAGGAAAUAUACUUCAAGGCGACCUCACUGAUGGAUGGUUCAUUAGAGAAAAUGAAAAACUCAGACCAAUCGAAUUUAACGAAGACACUUCAAAUUGGUGCUUAGCAUUAAUGAAUAAAUGCUGGGAUGAAAAUCCGGACAAAAGACCUGACGCAACCUCCAUUAGGGAAGAAAUUUUGAGCCAUUUGGAAUUAAUAUAUCAAAAUGAAACGACCGAGAAUCUUAUAUUACAAAUAAAGAAUAUGAGUUUGAAUUUGCACAAUAAAUCAAGUGAAGUGCCUACUAUUGCACAUGAAAAUGAUGCUAAAG